This is a messenger RNA of Solanum lycopersicum (tomato), 1361 nucleotides long. Its product is annotated as plant intracellular Ras-group-related LRR protein 7. Lineage: Eukaryota; Viridiplantae; Streptophyta; Magnoliopsida; Solanales; Solanaceae. The record is from RefSeq and is a predicted model, not a curated record. Gene Ontology annotation, molecular function: protein binding.
ACCACAAGAAAAACGGAAAUAGAAUCGAAACCCCACCUCAAAUCAAAAGCAAACGCGCUUUUCCGUUCAAAAGUCGUCGGGAUUUUUUUUCUCUUCUCUCGACGGUAGUCGCCGUCAACGCCUUCGGUGUCCCUUCGGGGAUAUCCAAUCUACAAAAAAAGGUCUCCGACGCCUUUUCAUUGAAGACCUUUCUCAUCUUAUUUAUCGAUAUCACCAACUUCUCCGAUAACUCUGAGAAGUUGGAGGAAAAUCCAUCAGUUUAAAUUAUCGAUAAUAAUGGGGUGCAGCAGCAGCAAGACCGCUGAUGCUGUCACAAUUUCGCGAUGGCGGUCCACUGGAAUCGUUGCUUUACGCGACUCCAAAUUGAAGACAUUUCCUGAUGAAGUUUUUGACCUGGAAAAAUCUGUACGUACCCUCGACUUAACACACAAUAAAAUGGUUGAAAUUCCAAUGGAGAUCAACAAAUUAACCAACUUACAACGUCUUAUUUUAGCCAAUAACAUUAUUGAGCGCCUUCCCAUGAAUCUGGGAUUGCUCCAGUCUUUGAAAGUGGCAACAUUUGAUGGGAAUCGAAUCACAAACUUGCCUGAUGAGUUGGGGCAGUUGGUGAAACUUGAGCGUCUGUCUGUCUCAGCAAACCUUUUGACCAGCUUGCCUGACACAAUCGGGAGCUUGCGGAGUUUGGUUUUGUUGAAUGUUUCAAACAACAAGUUAAAGUUUCUUCCUGAAUCAAUUGGAAGUUGCUGCUCAUUGGAAGAACUGCAAGCAAAUGAUAACUCCAUUGAAGAGCUUCCUGGUUCAGUUUGCAAUCUCAUUCAGCUAAAAUCACUCUGUUUGAACAAUAAUAAUCUCAAUCAGAUGCCUUCAAAUUUAUUAAGAGAAUGCAAGGGCUUGCAGAACAUAGCCCUACAUGGCAAUCCCAUCACUAUGGACCAAUUUCAACAAAUGGAAGGAUUUCAAGAAUUUGAAGCCAGGCGUAAAAUGAAGUUCGACAAACAAAUUGAUUCAAAUGUGAUAAUUAGUUCUAAAGGGCUUGAUGAGGGUGUUGAUCUGUGAUAUACCAAUACAGCUGUAAAUUUUUUGGGUGGAAAUGUGACGCGUUAAAAUUGAUUGAUUUCAAUGAACAGUUAUUGCUGCUGACUGCGAAGAAUUUGCUCAGGAAUGGAAUUGUUAACUUGGACAAACUGGGCAAUGUAUGUAUGAUGUGUUAGAAUAAUUGUACAUGGUCUAUAUCACUUGUUUCUUUUCUUUUUGUAAAAGCUAUGUAUAUAUUUACUCAAAACUUGUUAUAUGUGCAAACCUUUUGUAACAUAAAAUUAUCAGUCCUUAAUAACAUGCACAUAAGUAUCUACAGAGCUCCA